Gastrolobium bilobum is the source of this 3059-nucleotide messenger RNA. RefSeq names its product cysteine-rich receptor-like protein kinase 10. Bases 65 to 2038 code for a protein of 657 amino acids. The record is from RefSeq and is a predicted model, not a curated record. The transcript has 7 exons. Gene Ontology annotation, biological process: protein phosphorylation. Gene Ontology annotation, molecular function: ATP binding; protein kinase activity. NCBI's taxonomy places the organism in Eukaryota, Viridiplantae, Streptophyta, Magnoliopsida, Fabales, Fabaceae.
GAGCUAUUGCUUUUCACAGUACCCAUUUCUCCCUUUGAGAAAGUAAAGCAAGGGAGAGACAGACAUGUGUAUCUUCAAAUCCUCUGCAACCCACUUGCUACUUCUUUCUCUGUUUUCGUUGCUAAGCUUUGCAAGUGAAGCAGCUCCAAUAUACAGCGCUCAUGACUGCACAAAUGGAUCUUAUUACCAACCCAACACAACUUUCCAAGCCAACUUAAAAGUCCUCCUCUCAUCCCUUGUCUCCAACGCCACCCUCCACGACGGUUUCUACAGCACCAACAUCUCCCUCGGAAACCCUGGCCAGGUCAAGGGACUCUUCCUCUGCCGCGGUGACGUCACCCCCACCGUCUGUCAACAGUGUGUCACCGCCGCAGCCAUGAACAUUACACGCUUCUGCACCAACCAAACAGAAUCCAUCAUCUGGUACGACGUUUGUAUGCUCCGUUACUCCGACAACUUCCCCUUAAACAACAUAGUCCCAGGAAUGAACUUAAAGGCCGAUGAUAGCGUCCCCAACUCAGACCUUACCCAGUUCAAUGAUUUACUGUCAUCCACGUUGAAUGAUAUAACACAGAAAGCUGUGAAUUCUCCUUCGGAUAAGAAGUUUGCUGCAAAAGAAGCAAAUUUCACGAGCUCAAUGAAGCUCUACACACUGGCACAGUGCACGCCCGAUUUGUCCACUUUUGAUUGUAACAGGUGUUUCUCAAGCGCCAUUAGUGCUCUUCCAAAUUGCUGUAGUGGGAAACGAGGUGCAAGAACCCUGCUUCCGAGUUGUAAUAUCAGAUACGAAUUGUACCCAUUUUACAAUGCCUCGGCGGUAUCGACUCAACCAGAGCUUUCGUCUCCUUCAUCAGGAAAAAGCAAUAUCUCUAUAAUUGUUGCGAUUGUUGUCCCAAUUGUUGUUGCCGUGGCACUUUUCAUUCUCGGAUGCUGCUUCCUGCGUAAGAGGGCAAGCAAGAAGUAUAACAGUUUUAGACAGGACUCAAUUGGGGAUGAUCUUAUAGAUGUGGAGUCCUUGCAAUUUGACUUGGCUACAGUUGAAGCUGCCACAAACAGCUUCGCGGAUGAAAACAAGAUCGGCCAGGGUGGAUUUGGUGUGGUUUAUAAGGGUAUCCUCCCUAACGGACAGGAGAUAGCUGUGAAGAGGUUGUCGGUAACCUCCUUGCAGGGUACAAUAGAAUUUAUGAAUGAAGCUAUCCUUGUGGCUAAGCUUCAACAUAGAAAUUUAGUGAGGCUGUUGGGAUUUUGCUUGGAGGGGCAGGAGAAGAUGCUUAUCUAUGAAUACAUACCAAACAAAAGCCUUGAUCGUUUUCUAUUUGAUCCUGUAAAGCAAAGAGAGUUAGAUUGGUCAAGACGCUACAAGAUCAUUGUUGGUAUUGCUCGAGGAAUUCUUUAUCUCCAUGAAGAUUCCCAGCUUCUAAUUAUACAUCGUGAUCUAAAAGCUAGCAAUGUUCUACUAGAUGAAAACAUGAACCCAAAGAUUUCAGAUUUUGGCAUGGCAAAAAUUUUCCAGGCAGAUCAGACUCAAGUAAAUACAGGAAGGAUAGUUGGAACUUAUGGUUACAUGUCUCCAGAAUAUGCAAUGCGUGGACAAUUCUCUGUGAAAUCAGAUGUGUUCAGCUUUGGUGUCUUAGUUUUGGAGAUUGUGAGUGGCAAGAAGAACACUGAUUUUUGUCAAACUAAACAUGCCGAUGACCUCCUAAGCUAUGCUUGGAAAAAUUGGACGGAGCAAACACCUUUGGAGUUGCUGGAUCCAACCCUGAGAGGUUCUUAUUCAAGAAAUGAAGUCAUCAGAUGCAUCCAUAUUGGUUUAUUGUGCAUUCAGGAAAAUCCAUCCGACAGGCCUUCGAUGGCAACUAUUUCACUUAUGUUGAACAGUUAUUCAGUUACCUUGUCAUUACCUCGAAAACCAGCAUCUUUCCUGCAUGGAAGAACACCUAACAGGCUAAAAAAUGGGCUUCAUUCUGAUGAGUCCGCCACCAGUUCAAUUCUGUGGUCUAAUAAUGAAGUAUCCAUUACUGAAGUAUACCCUCGAUAAAGGAUAGGUUUUAUUAUGUUUUCUUCAAUCCAUCCACUUUAGGUUCAAAUCUUGUCAAACCAUGCCGUUAUGUUACACGUACCUAGUCAAUAUGUAUUGUAAUUAUUAGUGGCUAAAAAUAAUUCUGUUUGAUGAAUAGUAAAAAUUACGACCACUGAGUGCAGAUUCUUUUGGUUUUAAAUCCUUAUAAUCCUCAUGCUGGAUGCAAAUGCAGCAUAGAUAAAGGCAUGAUUCCCUUGGAGACCAUAAUAAUUUGCAGUCUCCACCAAUUUGUUUCAGAUCAGUAAAACAUAGCAAGCGCUGAUCGGAACCAGUUUGAUCCAUCAUUGGCCAGUAUGUUGAAUGAUUUAGUAGCAGAAGCUGCGAGUUCCCAGACACAUAAGAAGUUCGUCACAGCAAGUCCAAGACCCUGUAUGGCCUGGCGCAGUGCAUUUCUGGUUUUUGUAAAAUUAGGUAUGAACUGUACCCAUUUUACAAUAUAAAAGCAACAUCGUCUGCCGCCAAUGGUUCCUGCUCGCUGAUUAGGUAUGUUGUUCACAAAUGUUGUGGCUUCUCAUUAUGCUGGGAAAUUUGAGAGGAAGUUAGGUGCUUGAUAAUAAUGUCUUCAUUUUUCUGUAUCUGACUACUUUGUUCAGGAAAUAGCAAUGUCUUAUGUCCUUGUUAUUGUUUUCGUGGUGCUUUUCAUUCUGGGCUAUUAUUACAAGAUCCAUAAUGCAGCCCUGGCAGAUAGCAGUGACAUAUAUAUCGAAUUCUUACACAUGUAUAUGCUUUUUGUAGACAGAAUACUAGUAUCCAAGGAUCAGCUAUUGCUUCACAAGGUGAAUGAUCAUUCCCUAGUGAUGGAAUUCCUAAUUAGUUGAAUAUGACAUGAUUUUGUUCAAUAUGAACCAAUUGGAAGUUUUGGUCGUGUCAUAUCAGAAUAGGAUUUCUUCAUCAAUACUAAGUGACAGUUUUUAAAAUGAUUGUUAUUUGAAUAUUGAUGGUAUUCAUUUUGAUGGAUCAGUGGUUUAUAAUGUUUUAA